AUGGACGCAACUCCCACCUUCCUCAACAUCCCUGCUGAGAUCCGCAUGUUAAUAUACGACCUCCUGCUCGACAACAGCGGCCAGAAAACAAUCGCCAUACGGAACCAACGCCGAGAGAAGCCGAAGGAGGAGCCGGGGCGGCCCAAGGCUCUGCGCAGAUCCAGCUACAAUGUCCUGGAACGGACAUUCUACUGCCAGGCCUACGAGGCCACCUACGGGCUCGCAAACAGCGCCGACCUGCACCCGGCCAUCCUGGCUGUGAACCGCCGGGUCAGAGAAGAGGCUUCGCACCACCUGUACGGACGGCACGCCUUCCACUUCGGAGAGGACCUGGAGGCGGUGGGGCCGUUCAUCGAGGACAAGACGUGGUGCACGCGGGCGCUGGUGAAGGACAUCACGCUCCACAAGAGCGGUCUGGCAUCAACGGCCAAGACGGACUCGUGCGACUGGGGUAGCAUCUGCCGGUCGCUGAGCACGCUACCCCAGCUCAGAAAGCUUCGACUCGUUAUCGAGGGAGGGCUCCCUCGGCGAGAAUGGGAGGGGCCCCAGGAACUUAGCGUGUCCGAUCUUCGGCUACUGUACGCGACACGGCACGAGGUCCUCGAAUGGGUCAGGGACCUGGCUCAGGUCGGCACCCUCGAGGAGCUGGAGAUCGUCGCCUCCAGGACCUGGGUGCCGACUCCCACCAACAACACGACCUUCAUCUUCGCGGCCUUCUCGGCGUCGAUUGAGACGUCCCUGAUCGAGUUCCUGAACGAGCUGGAUAUACCCGCCGUAGCGGGCAAGGCGGAGUGA
This is a messenger RNA of Clonostachys solani, 795 nucleotides long. The record is from the annotation of a GenBank genome assembly. Lineage: Eukaryota; Fungi; Ascomycota; Sordariomycetes; Hypocreales; Bionectriaceae.